CAAGUUUCUGAACAAAAUGUCUGCUGCUAUUCUAAAAGGCGCCUUCUUUACCGCCCAAAUAGUCUCAUACAAUUCCGCCAAAAUGCGCCUCACCAGACUUUCUUCUACCAAAGCCCAGAAUAUCCCAAUUUCAAACCUUCAAAAACCUGGAAAGGAGAGUUGCGAUGCUAGCCCUCCUGUGAAAAUUCGCACCUAUGCUAGAAAGAAAAAAUCUGAAAAGGCGGUGGUAAACAUCAGCGCAGAAGAAGUUAAUGCUGAAGAAGUUCGGAAGCAGAAGCUUGACAGUCUACCUGACAUUGAAGACUUCGCAUAUGGAAAGACUUCUGGCCCUUUCAACUCUACACAAGCACCUGAAAAUUGGGUAAAAGUUCUUGAAGGAAUUCGCAAAAUGAGGUCUAGUGAAGAUGCUCCUGUAGAUCUUGUGGGUUGUGAGAAAGCUGGCAUUUCUCUUCCUCCAAAGGAAAGAAGGUUUGCUGUUUUAGCAUCAUCGCUCUUGUCAAGCCAAACAAAAGAUCAUGUUAACCAUGGGGCCGUUCAGCGACUUCUCCAAAAUGGCUUACUUACCCCAGAUGCCAUAGACAAAGCUGAAGAAGCUGUUAUCAAGGACUUGAUCUACCCAGUUGGAUUCUACACGAGAAAGGCUAGCAACUUGAAGAAAAUAGCAAAAAUAUGUCUACAAGAAUAUGAUGGGGACAUUCCAAGCACAUUAGAGGAAUUGCUUCUACUUCCUGGGAUUGGUCCUAAGAUGGCUCAUCUGAUCAUGAAUGUUGGUUGGGAAAAUGUUCAAGGUAUAUGCGUGGACACCCAUGUCCAUCGCAUUUGUAAUCGGCUUGGAUGGGUGUCACGGCCAGGCAGAAUGAAGAAUACUUCAACACCUGAGCAGACAAGGGAGGCCUUGCAACUGUGGCUUCCAAAGGAAGAAUGGGUGGCAAUCAAUCCGCUUCUGGUUGGCUUUGGACAGACAAUAUGUACUCCUCUGAGACCUCGUUGCAGAAUAUGCAGUGUCAACGAUAUUUGCCCAUCUGCAUUUAAAGAGGCAUCAAGUCCGUCCUCUACACCAAAGAAAUCCCGUAAAAAGUAGAACUUGGUGUUUUGCUGGAAUAUUGCUAUUUGCUGAAGGCAUUAUGUUAUUGGCUCUCAAAAGAUUCCUAAGCAUCAUUUCUUGAUCUGUUUUAAGGCUCAUGCCUGGGCAUUUUUGUUGAAGUACAGGCCAAAAAGGAAUGAACAGCCUUCUUUUGUUUAGUAAGGUAUUUGAAGUGUGUUUUGUGGAAUGUUUUGCUUAGUUUAGUCGGUGUUCUUGUAAUUGUACAUAUACCUGUGUGGUCAUCCGACCGUGCAUGUAUACAUACAUAUAUGUACAUAUUGAUGAUUAUGGUUAAUAUUUUUCUUUUCGUAUAUGAAGAGAGAUGAGAGAAAUGUUCAUAAAAGGGAAAAAAAAGGACCAGAAAACAAAAAUACAGAUUAUUCCCUUUUUGAAACCUCUAAUUAAUUUGUAUUGUUA
Oldenlandia corymbosa var. corymbosa is the source of this 1501-nucleotide messenger RNA. The record is from the annotation of a GenBank genome assembly. Lineage: Eukaryota; Viridiplantae; Streptophyta; Magnoliopsida; Gentianales; Rubiaceae.